Messenger RNA from Drosophila persimilis, 2557 nucleotides. RefSeq names its product trissin receptor. Gene Ontology annotation, cellular component: membrane. The record is from RefSeq and is a predicted model, not a curated record. Lineage: Eukaryota; Metazoa; Arthropoda; Insecta; Diptera; Drosophilidae. Gene Ontology annotation, molecular function: G protein-coupled receptor activity; peptide binding. The transcript has 10 exons. The coding region runs from base 51 to 2126 and encodes 691 amino acids. Gene Ontology annotation, biological process: G protein-coupled receptor signaling pathway.
CAUUACACAACUGGUAUUUCUUCAAACUAAAAGAUAAGCUGCAUCCCAUAAUGAGCGGAGGCUUGGGUGGUGGCCGAGUGCACACAGUGUUGCUGCAGGCUGGGGCCCAGCAGGCGGAGGAGCAACAUAAACAGCGACGACAAAGUGGCAGCACAAACAUAUCAGCAGCUUACGAUGAGAACAACGAUAAUAAUGCCGACACGAAUGGAGAGGAGCAUAAUCAAAAGAGGACCAGAAGCAGAAGCAAGAGCAAGAGCUCAACGAGUUAUAGCAUUUCCGCUCGACAGAGCCCGGAACUGGAGGGACUGGAGGGACUGGAGGAACCCCCACCACAGCGACACAACAAGCUCCGGCUGACCAGCAAUCCCCUGUCCAGCUCAUUUCCGUGGCUAGUGGUGAUGCUGCUGCUCCUGCUCUGGCAGGCGAUGGCCACCCUGGCAUCGUCGUCUGCAAAUGACUCUACGAUGGGUUCAGGCCUGUCAUUCAAUGGCCAUGGCAAUGGCAAUAGCACCGAUUACGACACAACAACGGCUCUGGUGCCAGUCCUGGGCGGCGGUGGUGCCGCCAUCGAUGUAAUCGAGGAUGAGGAGGAUGCCGCAAACGCCAGUGAAUAUAUCUUCGAUCGCACCGAUGUGCGCAUCAUAUUCAUCACCCUCUACACCAUUGUCUUUUGCUGCUGCUUUUUUGGCAAUCUACUGGUCAUUUUGGUGGUCACCCUGUCGCGACGUCUGCGCUCCAUUACCAACUUCUUUUUGGCCAAUCUCGCAUUCGCAGACUUCUGUGUGGGCCUGUUCUGCGUGAUGCAGAACCUAUCCAUCUAUCUCAUUGAGAGCUGGGUCUUUGGCGAGUUCCUGUGCCGCAUGUACCAGUUUGUGCACUCCCUCAGCUACACGGCAUCGAUUUUCAUCCUGGUCGUCAUCUGUAUGGAACGCUACUUCGCCAUUGUGCAUCCCAUAACCUGCAAGCAGAUCCUGACUGCGGCACGUCUGAGGAUGGUCAUUGUCACCGUUUGGAUCACAUCGGCCGUCUACUCAACGCCCAAGUUCGUCUUCAGCAAGACCAUCAAGAACGUCCACACCCAGGACGGCCAGGAGGAGGAGAUCUGUGUGCUGGAUCGUGAGAUGUUCAACUCCAAAUUGCUGGACAUGAUUAACUUUGUGCUGCUGUAUGUCAUGCCGCUGCUGGUGAUGACGGUGCUGUACAGCAAAAUUGCCAUCGCCCUGUGGCGCAGCUCCCGAGGACUGACACCGCAUGUGGUUCAGCAGCAGCAGCAGCAGCAGCAUCAUCCUUCUGGGCAGGACAACAGCAUGGGCAUGCACAAUAGCAUGUACCACCAUCAUAAUCAUCAGCAUCACCACAUCCACGCGCAUCAUCAUCAUCAGCUGCCAUCAGCGGUGUCAGCAGCAUCGGCGGCGGGAUCGGGACCGGCUACAGGAGGCGGUGUGGGAGUGGGCCUGGCAAUGGGAAUGAGUGGCGGCGGUGGUGCGUCACUUGCUUCCGGCAGCAGUAGCACCGCGUCCUUGUCACGUAAACAGAGCAGUAAAUACGAGAAGCGCGGCGUCAGCAUCACCGAGAGCCAGCUUGAUAAUUGCCAGGUAUCCCUGGAGGCCGAUCGCCCGAUUGUCAGCGCCUGUCGCAAGACGAGCUUCUAUCACCAUCCACAUGCGCAUCACCAGCGCCAGGGCAAUGGAGGCGGCGGCGGUAGCAUGGGCAUGGCCGGCGCCACACACAUGUCGCACUCUUCGAGCAACGUCCUGCGCGCCCGCCGUGGCGUCGUCCGUAUGCUGAUAAUAUUCGUGCUGACAUUUGCCCUCUGCAAUCUGCCGUAUCAUGCUCGCAAAAUGUGGCAGUAUUGGUCACGUUCGUAUCGCGGUGAUUCCAAUUUUAAUGCGCUGCUAACGCCACUCACCUUUCUGGUCACGUACUUCAAUUCGGGCGUGAAUCCCCUGCUCUACGCCUUCCUCAGUCGCAACUUCCGCAAGGGCAUGAAGGAGCUGCUCCUCUGCUCGUGGAAGAAGGGCAAGGGCAAGUCCUCCUCGAACUCGUCGAUGCACCACAAACGCAAGGCGCUGCAGACCCACUCUCUGCCCACGGACACCACGCACAUUGGCAACGAGCAGCUCUGAUGGCCAAGCUGCUGGAAGACGCCCCUGAAGCUCUUCGGCCGCCGCUCGUAGAACUCGCCCUCAGUCACAGCCACAGCCUCAGCCUCGACCCAUCCCAGGACCGUCACCCACUUUUAGUCCGUUCAGUCCCUAGCUAGCUAUAAUUUCAUUGUGAUUUUCUAAGAAGCCUAUUGCUUGGAUUGCAUUGGCAAUUAAAAACAGGGUACAGCCCACAACGAGACCCAGACCGCAGCGUAGAUUUAAGCCAUUAUCGAGUUGUAUUAACGCUAACGUAAUUAGGCCAUUUUUAAAGCUAAACCAGAACAAACCGAAUAUCGGAUUGUCCUCGAGUACAAGUACUCGUACUCUCUCUUUCUCUCAACUUGUCAAGUUUUUAUUGUAAGGUCUUAUUUUUAACGUCAUUCAAUACGAAGAAUAAACUAUAAAACUAA